AUGUUCCAACGAUUGUUUUCUCUCCCUUUCCUUACGGCUCUCGUGAGAGCUAUUGACAUUCAGGUUGCGAGUAGUGGUGGAAAUGCCUCUUCGCCUAUUAUGUACGGUCUCAUGUUUGAGGACAUCAAUCAAUCUGGGGAUGGUGGAAUCUAUGCCGAGUUGAUUCAGAAUCGAGCGUUCCAAGGAAGCACUCCUUUCCCCUCGACGAUUUAUCCGUGGACACCGAUUGGCGAUGCGGCCUUGAGUCUUCAGAAUACAGAUACUCCUCUUUCUUCUAGGCUGCCUACUUCGAUCAAUGUCGCUUCCAAUUCUACUUCUGGCUCGAAAGUUGGACUUGUUAACCCAGGGUGGUGGGGAAUCGAGGUCAAGCCACAAAAGUAUACGGGUAGUUUCUGGGCCCUGGGAUCUUAUACUGGGGAUUUCACGGUCAAGCUCCAAUCUAGUAUCUCGAAUGAGACGUUUGCUAGUCUAGAUAUCCCAUCUCAGACUGUGGCCGAUAAAUGGGUGGAACAUAUUUUCGUCCUCGAACCGACAGUUGCUGCCGAGAACGCGAACAACACUUUCUCUAUCGAGUUCACUUCUGGGAGUGGCUCGGUGAACUUCAAUCUUAUCAGUUUGUUCCCGCCGACUUAUAAGAAUCGGCCGAAUGGUCUUCGGGUGGAUUUGAUGGAGGCAUUGAAGGCUCUUAAUCCCAAGUUCUUGAGAAUGCCAGGAGGGAAUAAUCUGUAAGUCGAUAUAUGGACUGAAGUUUUGGUUUGUGAAUUUGCUGAUGGGUGUCUAGAGAGGGAGAUAUCAGUCAUUACCCGUGGAGAUGGAAUGAUACCAUUGGUCCUCUUACAGAGCGUCCAGGACGUCCAGGAACGUGGUCAUACCAAAACACAGAUGGUCUAGGACUCAUUGAAUAUUUCCACGUAGGUCUCUUCAUCCCCCUUUUUCUUUCACCCAACUAACAUAAAUCCAAGUGGUGCGAAGACCUCGAAAUCGAGCCCCUCCUCGCCGUCUGGGCAGGCAUGUACCUAGGCGACGAAGACGACCACCUCCUCACCGCCGAAGAACUCAAGCCCUGGGUCCAAGACACCAUGAACGAGCUCGAGUUCCUCCUCGGCCCCUCAACCAGCACCUACGGCGCCGUCCGCGCCUCCCUUGGCUACGAAGCACCCUUCCAUCUCAAGUACCUCGAAAUCGGGAACGAGGAUAACCUCCCCAAGAACGGGGCGAGCUCGUACAUGAACUACCGCUUCCCCAUGUACUACGAAGCCAUCUCGGCUGUCUACCCGGAUCUCAUCAUCCUCUCCUCGACGGGGGAUUACACCGCUGUCGGGGGGAGUGGUGCGAAUGCUACGUGGACGGACUUCCAUACGUAUUCUCGGCCGGAUUUGUUGGUUAGCUGGUUUAAUAAGUUUGAUCAUGCGUCUACGGAGCAUAAGACGUUGAUUGGGGAGUAUGCUAUCGUGCAGGAGAAUCUUCCGGGUGCGAAACUGGAGGGUGUCAAUUGGAGUCUUCCAAAAGUCAAGUUUCCAUCCUGGAUUGGCGCGGUGAGUGAGGCGAUUUGGAGUAUUGGUGCCGAGAGGAAUGGGGAUAAGGUUAUGGGGAUGAGUUAUGCGCCGGGGUUACAGAAUAUGAAUAGUUAUCAGUGGAGUGUAUGUUUUUCUCUUUGUUUUCCUCCCUCCCUCUUGCCCGCCCCUUUAUUUUUCGCUUGGGAAGUAGGAUGAGAUAUCCACGAUACACAAGAACCUCACUAACAAAUUCCGUAAAUACAGCCCGAUCUAAUCUCCUUCACGGCCCUCUCCUCCCAAACCACCCUCUCAACCUCCUACCAAAUCAUCUCCCUCUUCGCCCACAACACCCACGAAGCCACCGUCCCCGCUCUCUCCUCCUCCCCCUACGGCCCCGCCUAUUGGGUCGCUGGCACUAAUACCAUCUCCAACUCCACAAAGGAAUUCAUCUUCAAAGCAGCAACCUACAAUACCACCUCACCCAUCCCUUUCAACGUCACCUUCGAGGGUGUAGCGCUUGGGACAACGGGUACACUUACGGUUCUGGGUGCAGAUGGGGGAUGGAGUGCGAAUUUGGUGGGUGGUGAGGAGGUUGUGCAGAGGAGGGAGGGGGUGCUUACCGCUGGGGAGGGGGGGACGUUUGGGUUCGAGAUGGGGGAGUGGGAGGUUGGUGUGCUGAGGGUUUAG
Hymenoscyphus albidus is the source of this 2183-nucleotide messenger RNA. NCBI's taxonomy places the organism in Eukaryota, Fungi, Ascomycota, Leotiomycetes, Helotiales, Helotiaceae. The record is from the annotation of a GenBank genome assembly.